Molecule: messenger RNA, 6739 nt
Organism: Vitrella brassicaformis
Lineage: Eukaryota; Vitrellaceae
Source: the annotation of a GenBank genome assembly
AUGAUGACUCGCGUGCGGCGUGUUUGGCUCAUCACUCUGCUGGCGGUGCUUGUCACUAGUGCGGCUGCCCAAGAGGCCGAGGAGGAGGGACGUGAGUGGUGAGUCAACUAAGCUCAACACUCACUCAGUCAGUCACUCACACACUCUUUCACCACACAGGUGUGAGGCUUCGGCUGAGGAGGGUUCACCUGGCUGGGGCUUCUGCGCGUCUGACGGUGGCAAUCCCGUGACCAUCGAGGUCAAGGCGGUGAGUGGCCCGAACCUCGACCCUUCCAGUGACGUGUUCGUCAAGCUCGUUGGCACCGAAGGAACAACACAAGACAUCCGAAUCGCAAGUAAGAAUGACACACACAAUGACAGUCUUUCACUCGGCCGCUCACUGUCUGCCUGUGUGAUGGAUGUGUGUCAAGGUGAGGAGGGCGGCACCAAGCGUCGGGUGCAGACGAGUGCGGCUGAUGUUGGGCCGCUGGAGGCGGUGAUUGUGCGGAGCGACAGCAAAGACAAGGCGGCUCACUGGAGGUGCAAGACCAUCACCGUCUUCAGCUACUACCGAUGGUACCAGUUCGGCUGCACCGACGAACUCUCCGCCGCAUCACCAUCAGCCGUACGUAACUCAUCCCUGCUGUGGCUCUGUCAUGGCCAUGCGCACCAUAUUUGUAUGUGUGUUGUGGUCAGGAGUACACGUUGAGUGGGAGUGAGCCCUAUGAGGUCACCAUCGAAACGGGCGGAGACGACAAAGGUCAGCCACACACACACAACACAACACAACACAUGAGGGAAUGAGUGCACUUCCCUCUCUGUCUCUCUCUCUCUCUGUGUGUGCAGCGGGUACCCAGGGCAGCAUCGAGCUGAGCAUCAUCGGCCAGGGUCGGUCUACCGGCAGCAAGCACCUCAAGACGGGCCUCUUCCCCGGCACGUCUGCUCACGUGCGCAUCCGGGCGGCCAGUGUGGGCAAGAUCAAGGCCAUCCGCCUCACCAACACGGCAGCAGACGACCCCUGCUUCUGCGACAGUCUCAAGCUCAAGCGCCAGGACGGCAGUGCCGUGAGCUUCCGCGUGCGGCGAUGGAUCGGCACACCGUACCCGACGACGGCAGAGGUGGGGCUGGGCGAGGAGGCCGGCGGCGAGCUGCCGCUGAUGCACAUCAGCUGCCGGACUCGACUCAACGACCCCAUCCUCAUCGGUGCCACGAGCAGCACAGAGGGCCCCAACAUGAUCAAAGUAACCACACCUGCCCGACACACACACACAGAUGGAUCUCUCUGUGUGUGUCAUGCAUGUGUUGUGUCUGUCGGUCAGGUUUUGUGUCCGUCCAACUGUCAGGCCGACGAGGCGCAGUUUGUGAUGGGCUCGGGCGUCCAUCCGGCCUCCUCGUCCAUCUGCGGUGCGGCCCUCCACGACGGCGUUAUGUCGCCCAGCGGAGCCACUCUCAUCGUCACGGUCGUCAAGGACGGCCUCCCAGCAUACUACAAGACCGACAACCCCGCCAGCGGCAUACUCGCUGAAGAGGUCAGCUGACCAACCACCUCACUCACACACACACAUCCGCCGUGGAUGGAUGGAUGGAUGUGUGUUGUUAUGUGUGUAUGUCUGUCAGUAUGUGCCAGGUGCGGGUCAGCAGGAGAGCAGUCCCGAGGCCUUCUAUGUGUACCGCGCCGACAGCAUCGAUGACAUCGACAAGGACGUCCGAGUCGUCGACGCUGACGGACAACUCUCUGCUGUCGGGCGCCUUGAGGUUAGCACCCACACCAACCACACGCAGCCGCAGACAAUACCUGACUCUGUCUGUGUGCGUGUGUGUGUGUGUGUGUGUGUGCAGGUCCGUCGUGACGGUGUGUGGGGUUCUGUCUGCGGAGUCGGGACGCUGGGCGAGUUCACGGAGGCGAGUGCCCGGAAGGCGUGUCGGGAGAUGGGCUACACACACGGCCUGCUGCCGCCCCGUGGCUGUCAUGACGUCGAAGGGGAGUACUACUGCGCCGAGGCCGGCUAUCCCGUGGCCAUGGGCGGCAUCCACUGCAAGGGCGACGAGGAGAGCUUCCUCAAGUGCACCUUCGACGACAAGCCCGUCGACCGCUGCGCCAACCACAUCUUUGACGUGGCCGUCAUGUGCACCAACAACCCGCCCGCCAAGACACCCGCCAAGGGCACGCUGCGCAUCCUCUCCGCAGCCGGCGCCCCCGCCUGCGAGGGACGACUGGAGGUGAGAGAGCUAGUGAGGUCCUGUCGUGGGUGACAUCACACACACACAUUCAUGAUAUGUCACCCAUCUCCAUGUGUGUGCGUGUGUGUGUAGGUGUAUCUGCCGAGCCGGGACCCGUCCAAGCGGUGGUCGACAGUGUGCGACGACAACUGGACGGCCGCGAGUGAGCGCAUCGCCUGCAUCCAGAUGGGCUAUGCGGGGGCAGCCAGGGGCGGCGCACACAAAGAAAGCUGCACCGACUACAAAGGAGUGAACGUCUGCGGACCCGCCAGCACGAGGUCAAUACACCACUCACCGACACACAGACAGAUGUGUGUGUGUGUGUGUGUGGCAUCUGUGUGUGUGUGGGUUCAGGAUUGGUCUGACGAACGUCCUCUGCGACGGCAGCGAAUCACAACUCCUCCAAUGCCCAUACGUAAUUACGUGGACAUCACACACACACAAGACGACACAACACAAGACAUGACGACACGAAUGCAUUCAUUUGUGUCUGUCCAUCGGUCCAUUGAUCUGUCAGACGACGGGCAGCGACAUCUACUGCUCCCACGACGAAGACGUUGUCGUGUCGUGUGAGGGCGACAACGGCGAUCCCUCGGGCAGCGGACUGCACCAGAAAGACCCCCCGCCCACAUUCGUCCACUACUCCUUCCCCCCCAAGACAAAACUCACUUGCUCCGACACCAUCGCCAGCAAGGUAAGUACACACACACGCAGAGAGAGAGAGAGGGAGUGCAUGUGAUAUGUGAUUAUGUGUGUGUGUUGAUGCAGCUUGGCGGCGGUGGGUUGGUGGGCACCACAGUGGUGGCGACGUGUGAGGGUGGGUGCAGUGAUGCAGGGGGCCAAGUGGUGGGGACGCUCAUCUACAGCGAGGCCUCCCCUGUCUGCAAGGCUGCCGUCCAUGCUGGCGUCAUUGGCGACGGCGGCGGCGACGUUACCGUCACCCUCACGCAUCCCAUCAAGCACUACACCGGUCAGUCAGUCUGCCUCACACACACCACCCAAACCACACACUCGUGGACUGUGUGUGUGGAUGUGUGUCGUGGAUGCAGGCACUAAGCGAGGCGACAUCACUUCUGUGUCGGCCGACGUCGACGGCAGCAAGAGCUUUGUCGUCUCACGCCCGACGCCGAACGUGCUGGCUCGCCUUGCCGAGCCCAAGCAGCCGCACUAUGCCGGCGUGGGCGUCCCCCCUCCCACCACAAGCACAGCCACGAUGGCCACGUCCUUCAUGGAGGUCAGUGCCACGUCUGCCGCUGCACCCACCGCUCUGCCGCACCCGCCCGUCUUCUCGUGGUACGCGCCCGUCGGCUGGCACGGAUUCAAUGGCGACAACUGGAUCGACGCCAGCGAGCUGCCGGGUAGGUACCCUCACCCCGACACAACACACACAGCCAACGACACUCCACUGCCUCAUGUGUGUGUGUGUGUGUGUUUGCGUCAGGUGCUGACAAGGUGCGUGGGCUGACGAGCUUCUCGGUUUCGUGCCGUGUGCGUGUAUCGGGCGGCGAGCACACACACCGAGCGAUCCUGAGCCACAGCCAGUGCAACGGCUUCAGCUUGAGUGUGGGUGAGAACGACGAGCUGGUGUUCGACCAGAUCUGCAGCCCAUCGCCCGGCGUGACGUCGGGCAGCCGCGUCACAAAGGACCAGUGGGUCCACAUGGCCGUCACCUACUUCCAACCAGGUCAACCACAAUCCACACACACACACACACACACUCACACACACACGUGUCUGUGUGUCCAUGUGGUUAACUAACCAUGCAGAGAAGUAUGUGGCCAUGUACGUCAACGGCCGUCGAGUGGCGGCCAAGGCCACCGACUUCGACUUCGAGCUGACCACCCGGCUGGCCAUCGGCCGCCUGAGCGAUUCGGACAGCGAGUACUUCAGUGGCGACAUCACGGCCGUCCACAUAUACGACUAUGUCCUCUCACAAGACGACGUCAACAAGGUGACUGACUGACCACACGUGGGAGCGCAUCAGCCACAUCACAUCACACAUUCUCUCUCUCUCUCUGUGUGUGUGUGUGUGUGUGUGUGUCAGGACAUGGACAUGUCGUUUGAGCAUCCCUUCGGCGGUGUGGGCACCUCCCGCCGACACACGACAGACGGCCGUCUCUGCACAUCGCCCUGCAAGACGUCCCCGCCCCCUCCCGCCCUCAUGACGUCACACCUGCCCACCGCCCCCGCCACGACUCUGACAUGCGGCGACACUCUGGCCUCCAAGCACAUCAGCGGCGAGCUCGGCAUGAGGAUACGGGUCAAGUGCCCCCCAAGUGUGUCGGACACGAGCAGCAGCAUGCCGUGUAUGGCUCGAAGGUCUACACGGACGACAGCAGCAUGUGUCUGGCGGCCGUCCACAGCGGACAGCUCAACGACUUGCAGGGCGGAGAGGUCCUCAUCGUACUCAAACGAGGGUCAGACACACACUCACACACACAGAGAGGGAGAUAGAUGUGAUGGAUGCACGCGUGUAUGUUGUCUCCGUCCCUGUAUGUGUGUGUGCAGCCGUUCGUCGUAUCCGUCGAGUGUGGGUGGGGGCAUUCUGUCUCUCGAGCGGACAGACGGCUUCAGCCUGAGGAGCUUCGCCGUUUGCGCCGCGCCACCCGCCAAGACACUCACGUGCACCGACGACGCCACCUUCAUUCUCAGCAUGGCCGUGGGCGACAAACUGCUCGUCGUCUGCCCGUCCCACUGCACCACCGCCGACAAACGAGUGUACGGCAGCGACAAUGUCUACAGCCCAAAGUCAUCCGUCUGCAAGGCAGCCAUCGUAAGUCUGCCCCCACACACAAACACAAACACAAUUGCAUGUCUGUGUGUGUGUGUGUGUGUUUGGUUAGCAUGCUGGUGUGUUGACUGACGGCGGCGGUGAGGUGGAGGUGGGCGUCUUGGCCGAGCAGCCAGCCUUCAACGGCACAUCCGCCAACGGCAUCGACAGCAAAGACGACACCGUCUUCCUUCGCGCCUUCGCCUUCCAGCCCACUUCUGCCGUUCGUUGCCGCUCAGUCGGGCUCACCUCAGACGCCACAGAGAUGCUCGCACAGCUCCAGCAGCACACUCCACGGGCCGCUCGGGAUGUCCAACUCGCCGUCAUGCCAAGUGAGUGACUGAGGGAGAGAAUGACAACACACACACACACGCACUUGUGUGUGUGUGAGUGUGCAGGUCCGGCCAAUGCGAGUGAGCGUGUGAUAUCUGUCGGCAACACCAUGCUGACGCUAAAGGAGUUCAACUGCGACGACUACCUCAUGGCUGCGUCGCUGCUCAUGACCGGUGGGUCGAUGGAUGGAUGGAUGGAUGGAUGGACAUACCACAGCUCAGCUGUGGAUGGCUCCCUCUGUGUGUGUGUGUGUGUGUGUGCAUUAACAGGUCCGUCGAAGGCAGGUCUGUUGGUCGGCUGGCAGGAUGCGGCAAACUACUUUGUGUUGUGGGCGGAGGUCAAGCGCAACGGCCACGGGCAGUGGACACUCCAGAGUACCGCACACGGCACCACUUACAACGCCGUGAGCAACCUGACUGACACACGCACACCAACCAAUGCAUGUGGGGUGUGUGUGUGUGUGUGUGUCAGGGUGCGUCUGUGGCGUAUCAGUUUCAGUUCAACAGGUGGUAUCACAUCCGAAUCGACAACACCGACCACCACAUCAAGGUCACACACACACACACACGCCCAUCUGCCGUGAUGUCUGUGUGUGUCUGUGUGUAUGUGUGUGUCGAAGGUGUAUUUGGGUCGGGAGGGCAGCCACGAGUUGCAGCCGCUCCUGUCCUUCACCGACCCGUCCUCGUCCGCCAGCGCCGCACCAGCACUCGGCACUGUCGGCGUGGCGGCAUCAGGCCCCCAGCCAGUCUACUUCAAGGCCAUCAUGGUCAACCCAUCCGCACACACACAACUCGCCGGAGGCAAAAGGUCACUGACCCCAACACACACACACACUCGAUGGCCAUGUGUGUGAAUGUGUGUGUUUGCAGGUGGAGGGUGUGCACUCAGACGGCCCUCUUGUCUGAGCGCCGCAAGGCAUGCCACGCUCUGCUUGCCCAGCCCCCCACCACCAGCACCACCACCCCCGCCUUGUCGAUAGGCCCCCGGUUUGUGCAGUCGGUGGCGAUGCGUUUGUUCGGCAGUGUGUCUGGUGAGGGCGAGGAGGUGACGGCGUGCGACAGCGACAUGGGUGCCUACUGCGACAGCUGCUGCGGUGUGCACGCGCCUGCCCACGACACCGCCCUCCACUCCGAGUGCACACACGCAUGCAUCAAAGCCAACCCGACGACGGUAAGUACUCACACACACAAACCAGACAGACAGACAUAUCAAUGAGGUGGGUGCAUGUGUGUGUUGUGUGAUGCUUGUGUCUGUACUUGGCCUUUCGACUCCGCUGAUCUGAUGUGAAAGAGACAGCAUGGCUGACUGAGUGCAUGGAUGGAUGGAUGUACGGAUGGAUGAAUGAGACGACUGACUCACAACACACACACUAGGAAUGGACAGACAAUUGAGUGCAUUCAUGGUUGAAGUGAAUUAUGCAUUGAAUUCACCAGCUGC